Molecule: messenger RNA, 5710 nt
Organism: Varroa destructor (honeybee mite)
Lineage: Eukaryota; Metazoa; Arthropoda; Arachnida; Mesostigmata; Varroidae
Gene: Tsp97E
Product: Tetraspanin 97E
Cellular component (GO): membrane
Source: RefSeq, a predicted model, not a curated record
UUAGCCUCUAGUAAGCUCGCUCAGCGCUAAGAUCCCCGACACCCCUUCCCUUUACGAUUCUCCGAAGCUGCCUCCCCAGACUCUCCCAGUAGCCUUAGCAGCAGCAAAAACAAACAACUGCCCGAGCAGAAAUCGGACUGGGUCAAAGAGAAGGAACGGCCACAGGAUUCAGACCACCUUCCACACAGCAGGACGUACGGAUGUAGACAGAGGUGUAGUUACACGCACGCGUCGCGUUACCCCCGUCAACUAUCGCUAACGUAGCGGCACUGUGACCGUUCUUAUUGGUUCCAUCUCUACUUUCAACUAGCUGUUGGCUUUGAUAUUUGAUAAGCCACUACCAAUGCUGCCGUUUCUAAUGACGUUGUAAAGAAGUGAACUGCCAGGCAAACCUGCUGCUGUGGCCAAGGGAUAAAACAGAAACUUAGCUUAUGUGCAGUUCUACACCAGCUAGCAUGCAAGCGUUUUUCAGCAUUGCCGUAUUUUGGCGAAUUCGCUCAGGCUGUUAGUGAAAUUACGUACACGUCAGUCUCGUGCAGUGGUGACAUAGUCUUUUUGCGAUACUUGCUAGUUGGACCUUAUUAAGAGGAGGGGAUCGACAGAAACAAUAGCGACGUCGCUGAAAGUAGGAACAACGGUGAAGAGAUAGCAUUUCAGAUAUCUGUGUCAGCUGUUGAAUUUGGUUCAGCAAUGGCCGUUCUACCAUACAACAGAUUCCACCGCCUGCGAAGGGGUCUCGUUGUGCUUAAUCUCAUCUACAUCCUAUUGGCUACCGGUUUGGUUACCCUCGUCUGGUUGAAUCAUGAAGCGACCGUGGUAUCGUUACGUGCCUAUGGAGGAAUUUUAUGGUCAAGCGGAUUGCUUGUUCUGAUCGCACUAAUUGGACUCAUCGGAACCCUUCAACAUCAUCAGGUAAUUUUGUUCUUCUACAUGGUGAUUCUUUUCGUCGUGUUCGUAGGCCAAUUCAGCGUCUCAUGCUCGCUGCAUAUCAUCGAUAAAUCACAGCAAAAAGAACUUGCACACGAGAGCUGGGAACACGCGUCGCCAGAAUUACGCAAUGAUACGGAGGUCAAGCUCCGAUGCUGCGGCUUCGGCGAGAACUCGACCGAAGCUGAGGCAGGAUGUUUUUCUGAUGCUCUCUGCUGCUCUCGGCCCGGAAACGACUGCAGGUGUCCACCCUGUUGGCCAGUUCUCCAAGAGAGAUUCGAGCGCGGACUUUCUAUGGUAGGCACCAUAGGAGGCCUGUUCUCAUUCUGCCUUCUACUUGGCGUAUGGACGACGUUCUGCUAUCGCAACACCAAGGAUCCAGCUAAACUGAUGUCGCCUAAUGCGUUCCUCUAAGUAACCGACAUUGCAUCAACCGGAUAAAGACUGUGCUCGAUGAAAAUUAGCGGCACCAGCCAACGUCUCGAGAAUAAAAAUGGAAUACCCAUCAAAUCGUUGCUAGCACCAUGUCCUUCAAUGGUCCAUGGAGUCCGACUCUAUGAUUAAUGCCCGAAUCCUCUGCAACGCAUAUGUUCAGCUUAAUAAUCGGCCAUCAUGAAACGACCUGAAGAACGGCGUUUAAUAUGAUUACGUACAUUAUCGUUUGCACGGAGAACUGGGCAAGUUAGAAUUCAGCAAGUUGAUCUAAAAAUGAGAACUUCACUCAAAUAGACAUUUGGAACAGGGACUUCACGGUUAGCUGUGGAGCAGCUCUCGUUCAACAAUUGGCUAAAAUGCAAUUUGGACAACCUUAUAACAGCUUAUAACGGAAAUAGAUAUGAUGUCAUCAUUCGUAUUAAUGGCUAACUACUAUUAAGGAUUAUAUGCCUCAUAACGAUACACUUUUCCAAAUUAACCUCAAUAGGGAACUAAGGCGCAUCAUAUACUUAAAUAAUAUUUAACUGGAACCCAUUUGUAGCGUGUCUCCCUCUAGCGGCCACUUCGUGCUGUAGUACAAAAGCUUCACACGCUUCAGAAAGCGGAAAAAGUGACAUACAGUCUUACAUCAACUGUGAGCAAACAUAGUAUUCAAAGCUACAAAACGAGCUAUACAAAACUAUAACUUGUUACUUUUUUUUGUUACCUGAUUUUUGUUACUUGAUUUGUUUCGGGUAGUCGUUAAUUAAUUUUAAUGAUAUGGAGCAGAGAAUGGAGACGAUUAAUUAUGUACACUUAAUUAUAUUACUACCGACGGAAUGUAAAGGGCUUUGAAAUGACGAGGCAAGCAUAUUCGCCAAAAUGCCGCCAUUGGCCAAAGCGAUCUUGAAUAAACGUAUAAAAUGAGAAUUUUCAGCUAACCAGUUUAUCAUACACUUUUAGUGAUAAUCGUGCUCCGCAAGCGUAAUCUGCUACCCGAUCUAACCGCUCGAUAUUUUCUUUGUGUAGAAACCUCAUUGUGUCCCGUAUUUGUCGGUACUUUAUUAACUUCGAUCACUCAUCGACGACCGUGAAUUUGCAGAAGGGAAAUAGUUUUUCAAAAUGGAUAAUUUUACAUGUUACAGAAACUGGAUUGAGCAGAACUUUUAACUUUACGUAUGCGACCCAUUCUCUGGCUAAUCGUGCGUAACAACUUGCAAAGAGCCUGCAGCCUUGACAAGAGAGGAUCUUGGGUACAGCAAACUUCAAUGAAACGUUUUGUGAUACUUCGCCACGCUUGAAAAGAAACAAGGAACGAAGAAUAUUUGACUCUAUUCAACCGUUGAGCUUCACAAACUUGGCAUAAGGCAGACGUUCAGACCGUCCGCGUCUUAUGCCGUACAAGCAGAGGUGUAACAGAAAUCCCGAUGGAAUAUCACCAGACCCAGACACCUGAAAUAAACGUGCAGGAUUAAUAUUGACCUAUGAAAUGAAUGCUCUCCGCAUCAGUUAAAUCACUGGGCAGUUCUCUUUUUCUGUAGCCCGAUGUAACUUGCUUGGUUCUGCUACACGACAAAUAGAUCUGCAGAUUUUUCGCUCAUGAAAAAGCCGUAACAAGAAGAUAUUCAACGUUACGAUUAUUCCAUAGGUUACUGGCCGAUGUAUUUUAGACAUCGUUUGUUAUAACAACACCAAACGACAGCGCUAAGAGGCCCUGAUUGGAAAGAAGCGAUUUUAUCUAUACUCGAAAGCAUUUCUAUUCGAGCCGUUAGCAGCAUUGUGCACUAACUGACAUAAAUCAGUAGCAGCGAGGCAUAUUCAUGACAACGUAUAAUAACAGACAAUAGUUUAUCGAAGGCAACCAUAUUAGAAAAGUCAACUGAGAGUACAGAGGCCUGCAUCGACCGAUAGGACCUUUUGCUAAGGAUCAAUUUCUAAAUACUGGAACAGAACGGCUGGUAGAUAACGGUCGGCAUAGGUAUCAUAAUGCAAGAACCCCAAAUCGAAUUUGUUUAGUAUGAGUUAGCAAGACCCGUAAUUUUUUGUCAUGUUUAUUAAGAAGUCUCAGGAAAAUCUGCACAAAGCUAGAUUAGCCUUCAAGAUCUAGCCAAAACAUAUGUAGAUUCUAGAGGAAAGGCUUAAGAGCUAUGAUCGUAGGGCGACACGAGAGGGCGAUCCGAUAUUUGCUUGUAUCACUUUUAAUUAUUUGCAGUUUAACGAGAUUCGAAACGGAUAAAAGGCUACUGUGCAUAUAGGAAAUAUACGAAGAGUUAGGCCAGUUAUGGUGAUUUAAUUUUGAUUAUUGGUAAAAAGUGACAGAUUCACGAGCAGACCCAUCCAAUUACCAGGCCAACGAAUUGUUUACAAUUUGUCCACAGCACUGAAGCAGUUUUGGAAAAAUGAUCUAGGUCCACAAAGGCUCCCCCAAGAGGUAAUUGCGUGUUACAUUAUUUUGAAUGAAAGAUGCAAAAUAUUUCGGAUUUAACGUUGUAGUCGAGUUUCUAAAGCUCGGUUGAUAAUGUGUUCUAAAUAUCAAGGCCUGAGUUAGCUAUAGUUCUGGGAAUUUCAAAAAGAAGCUGUAAAGUUUACAGUCGUCGUCAGUCAUUUCACCGUCAAUAAGGUCGUAUCUAUUAAAGUUUCUGUUACACUAUAUAGCUAUGCAGCUCUCUCUGUGUGUUUAUGCUCGGAUUCGAACCUAGGCCACAACGUGCACCUAAGAUUAGCACGCGAUUAAUCAGCUAUGCAGCUCCAUAGAGAGGUGACCAGGAAAAGAUGGCUCUUGUAUUGCGCGAAUUUUUUUUGGUGGCAUUUCCAAAGUGAUUCCUUUCUUUUAUCAUGCCUAUCACAUGAUUUCGCUUACGGAUCGCAGAACUUCUUCUGUUUCUUCAUGAAUGUUCAGUUUCAGUUCUCUGGGCAAUUCCGCUUGAAAAACGUAAAUUUUACUAUACCCCUCCCCUCCCUCCUACACACACACACACGUAAGCCUCGUAGCUGGUCACCUUUGUGUCAUUCGUAUCAUUGAAUAUUGCGAGUAUAUCGGCGUUAAAACGCUUCAGCGAUUACAAAAAUGUAAGAACGCAUUUCCAGGAGAACGAAGCUUGUUUCUAUAAUGACAACACUUCAGUCUUCUCAGUGAGUAUUGCCUAAGUGGCGUCCUCAAUAACUUUAUAAUCUUUGCUGAUUAUUUCGUCUUUCUUUACGUUGCACCGCCUUAGUCUGUGUACCGAACCGAACGUAACAAGAAGACAUGAUGGUUUUAUUUAAACGAAGUGGAAGAAUUUGGGUACACAUUCAGAAAAGAUCAUGCGUUUUCUGAUUGAUUUAACGCCUGAGGCAAGCGCAUUUACUAGGGUUAGUUGCACUCGGGUCCGCUACGGACGAACUAUGAGUCUGCCACUUUAUUUAUUAAUACAUGACUAAUAUUUGAAGCUAUCAAGAACCCGCUGAAAACCCUGCCGGUAUUUGAACUUCAAGAAGCCAAUUAGUGCUUAAUAACCAAGGCGAACAUAACGUACCAAAAAAAAACUAGCAGCUAUAAAGUGAUGGAACGGUAAUGCGACAAUCAAAGGAUACCUUACGUCAUCUGUUUAAUGUUUGGCAAGCUCUGAGUACUUUUUAAACGGAUUUCUCUUAAUUUUCAAUUGAAAUGUUUUAGGGAGCCUUAUGAAACAUGCUUAUCGAAGCAUUUCUUGAGAGAAAUGCAAAAACAUUCUUUCAACCCAAAAACACUACCUUGCUGACACGCCUCAAUAGACCUUGACAAUUUUAGUGGAAAUGCAAAAAAGUGUAUAUUUUGCCAUAAAAAAGGCCACAAACUGUAAUAGCUUUGUCGUUUAGGUGACACUGAGAUGGCAUUUUUUUUUUACGUAGAAGUUUAUGUAAAGGAGGUAUUUCGUGUACCAAUCAAAAGCUUUUGCUGAACAGAAUUGAUAUAAUUUACGUCCAUGAGCCUAGGUCUCAGUCUCAGUUUUGGUGGAAAAUGCCGUUUAACGAGCGAAAGUUUAACUGGAGAAUCUCUGUCAGGGGGUUUAUACAUACGCACACGUCUAAAAUUAAUAUUUUUGGGUGAAAAUUUCCAAACGGGUUUCCCUGUGAAACCAUGAGCUGAAAGAAUGUUUUAAGUGUUUUUUAAGCGAAUUCCUAAUAAAUAUCGAUUCGAAAAUUGAAGAGGCAAAGGUGAAGUUGAUCUUCCCUAACGUAUUUUUAGAGAUAAACGCGUAAGUGUCAAGCAAAUAUAUAUUUAACUAUAUAUUAAUAAUGAAAAUAAAAAUCAAUACCGAAAGCAACAAAGUCAAUACAUCAAAUCAUACAUACAUAUAUAUCGUCAUGAAGAAUAAAAGAAUAAAAACUUCUAUCAAUCUUAAUUUUA